AAGAAUACAGUUAAACUAACUUUAGUAGGAAAGCAGUGUGUGUGUUAUCGUUCUUCUGGGUGUACAUUCAAUGUAUUGUGUACGCUUGGAUAAUGGCGACAUCUAAGACUACUAAUACGUAUAACAGACAAAAUUGGGAGGAUGCUGAGUUCCCUAUACUUUGCCAGACUUGUUUGGGUGACAAUCCGUAUAUACGAAUGACAAAAGAGCGGUAUGGAAAAGAGUGUAAGAUUUGCUCCAGACCUUUCACUGUGUUUCGAUGGUGCCCUGGCGCUCGAAUGAGGUGCAAGAAAUCAGAAGUGUGUCAGACAUGUAGUCGGAUGAAGAAUGUGUGCCAAACAUGUCUGUUAGAUCUGGAAUAUGGACUUCCAAUUCAAGUUCGAGAUUCAGCUCUCCGUAUUAAGGAUGACCUACCACGUUCAGAUGUUAACAAAGAAUAUUAUAUUCAAAAUAUGGACAAGGAGCUUGGCAAGAUAGAUGCCACUACCCCAGCAGGUGCAAUUGGAAAGUCUCAAGCUGCCAGUGACUUAUUGAUGAAAGUGGCUAGGACAAGUCCUUACUACAAAAGGAAUCGACCACACAUUUGCUCUUUCUGGGUGAAAGGUGAAUGUAAGCGAGGAGAAGAGUGUCCAUAUCGUCAUGAAAAACCAACAGACCCAGAUGAUCCUCUAGCUGAUCAAAAUAUUAAAGAUAGGUACUAUGGUAUCAAUGAUCCUGUGGCUGAGAAACUUAUGCGUCGAGCUUCUGCAAUGCCAAAGCUUGAACCACCAGAAGACAAGAGUAUAACUACACUUUAUGUUUGGAACCUUGGUGAUAAACUAACUGAAAAAGAGCUCAGGGAUCAUUUUUAUCAGUAUGGUGAGAUAAGGUCAAUCACAUUAGUUGCUCGACAACAGUGUGCAUUUAUCCAGUUCACUUUAAGAACAGCAGCAGAGCAAGCAUCUGAGCGUACAUUCAACAAAUUAAUCCUUGGCGGGCGGCGAUUGACAAUCAAAUGGGGUCGCUCUCAAGCCCGACAAGGUACUUCAGCUGCUCGUGGGGAUGGAGUUGAUGCAAUAAUGGAAGAACUAGAACCAGUGCCAGGUCUCCCUGGUACUUUGCCUCUUCCUCCAACUGAAUUACAGAACAACUUUUUCAACCUAGCAGAAACAGAUGAUAACUCUAUCCCACCAGUGCAGACCAACAUUCCACCUCCCACAAUGCCACCACCAAUGCCUCCUCCCAUUCUGAUUCCACCUCCCAUGCCCCGCCCUCCACCUGGCAUUCGCCCACCAGGUCCACCCCCUUUCUUUUUUCCUCCUCAUAUGCGUCCACCUAUGCGACCUCCUCCAGGAAUUAGACCUCCUUUUAAUAUAUCUCAGCCUCCAUUAUUUCCACCUGGAACUGCUCCAGCUAUUCCACAGCUUCCUCCCAAUCCAGCACCUCUGGUACCACCAGGAACUCUUACUACUCCUGCAUUGAAACAAGGUGCCAUUCAUUAUCCUUCACAGGAUCCAUCUAGACUGGGAGCUGCUCAGGGCUUGGCAAAGAAUAAAGUUUGGACAGGAGAAGAUUAGAGAAACUGUGUUCACAAUUUGAAACAAACAAAAGGGAUUUUCUUUGAUGGAGAUGUUGGUAGCAAGCACCUAUUCUCCAUGAAUUAUGUUAUUUCUUUCAUUCUAUGCAUACAUUACAGUAUCAAAUCCUAACUGCUUUGCAGGAUAAUGUUUUCCUGUAAAUGAGAUUUAUAUACUGCACAGUGACUGUUAAUAGAAAGACAGAGGAAUUUAUUUGAGAUUAACAAAAUGACCAUUGACAUUAAGAAUACCAAAGAAGUGGAGAAGUCAUGUUCACUGGAUGCCAGUCUCUAGAUAAUGAAGAACAGUUUGUAAGUACAGACCUCGAGGAAAGUGGGAUUUCGGAAGACCACAAAUGAGAUGGUUUCAACAGUCUGUAUAAACAUGGAAUGGAUGUAAUGAACCUAACCUUGUAAGGAAGAUGAAGAAAGACAGAGUGAUAAAUUUCAAACCAAGAGGCUCAUCAUGCGCGAACAGAGGAAUAUCCAUCAUUAUAAAAAGCAUUGAACAUGUUUGUUGUCCAAUUUUCAGGAUUCUGAAGGGCUGGUAUUUGUAACAUGUCACCAAACAAAUUUUUUACAAUUCAUACCAAAAUAUUUUGCACUGGUUGUUUUCCUUGCAUUACCCCAAAACUUACCAUGCUUUAAGUUGUAUAUUUUACCAAAAUUUUGAAACACUUAUUUGAUUGGUGCAAGUGGUAUUCCCAAUUUACAAAGUCAUAUGGCUGUCUUGGUAUUUUUGAAUUUUUGAGUUAAAUGACAAACUAGAUUUUAAUGGUAUGUUGUUUGUACUGUAUUUUUGUAUGUUGAUGUUUGUAGUUCAGUUGAAGCACCUGGACAAGCUUAUAGAAUCAGAUCAUUAAUAGGUUUCUUAAGAAGGUUCUCUGUUCCUUCAGAAUGGUGAAAACAUUUAUCAGUAGUCACACAGUGUAUUUAAUGGUUGAGAAUUUCAGAUAAAUUUCCUUGUAAAUGAAUUCAUUUACUUGUAAUCUUACCUAGUCUGAUAAUUUAUUUAGUAGAACACUUAAUGUCUCAAUUGAUAGUUAACUGUUAUAUACUUGGCCUAUAAGCAAUCCCUCCAUGCACUUACUUUAUAGUGCCUUAAAGUAUGCAGUGACUGCUUUUUUCCAUAUCCUUCUUCAUUUGUAUGAGAAAGUAUAGUUAAAUAAACUGAGAAACAAUCAUUCAGUGGUAUAAGCCAUAGAGGUCAGAAAUGAUAAAGGAACUUUGGUCUCAUUUAAAGUGUGGUAAAGGCAUAAAACACUAUAAAUACAGCCUUGUCCUACAGUUGACAUCCUACUGAGAAAUGAAACAGUAUAGUAUAACCAUAGUUAAAAAUGGGACUUGAGGUUUUCAUAGUAGUGAAAUUUGGAUAAUUGUGUUCUCAGUUUUGAACUUGUGUAGACUUGUGGUUAAAAAUGUACAAGACAUCAGUUGACAUUGAAAAUUUAUAUACAUAUGUGCAGUGAAAGUGUAAUUCUUUAAAAUUAAUUUUUCUUACAAUUAGUAUUAAUUAUGAAUCUGUAAACAUCUGUGAAUUUAUAGGUUGAAGAUAACAUAGUAUGUCUAUUACAUGGUGUAUGUAUAGAUGGAAAGAAAUAUAUAUUAACACAUAGGUGCAAAUAUCAGUAGACACUUAUAAAGCUUAAAAUAUUCUCCUUCAGGUAGUAUUUAGAUACAUAAGUAUCACCACCAAAAGAACAUGUAUCUUAAAAAAUAUAAUAAAAUGAUGAAUUCAAGAUAUAUAUAUAUGGUA
This is a messenger RNA of Zootermopsis nevadensis, 3311 nucleotides long. Its product is annotated as pre-mRNA-splicing factor RBM22. Lineage: Eukaryota; Metazoa; Arthropoda; Insecta; Blattodea; Termopsidae. Gene Ontology annotation, molecular function: pre-mRNA binding; metal ion binding; U6 snRNA binding. The record is from RefSeq and is a predicted model, not a curated record. Gene Ontology annotation, cellular component: U2-type catalytic step 2 spliceosome; U2-type catalytic step 1 spliceosome; Prp19 complex.